Messenger RNA from Pseudomassariella vexata, 6837 nucleotides. RefSeq lists its product as uncharacterized. NCBI's taxonomy places the organism in Eukaryota, Fungi, Ascomycota, Sordariomycetes, Amphisphaeriales, Pseudomassariaceae. The record is from RefSeq and is a predicted model, not a curated record. The transcript is spliced from 8 exons. Gene Ontology annotation, biological process: fatty acid biosynthetic process; secondary metabolite biosynthetic process. The coding region runs from base 1 to 6837 and encodes 2278 amino acids. Gene Ontology annotation, molecular function: fatty acid synthase activity; oxidoreductase activity; phosphopantetheine binding.
AUGUAUUCUCAGCCCAAUGCACAUGCCAAGUGCAAUGGCCAAACUCUUCUCAACGGGAAUCAGCAGCUGCUUCCCGUUGCGAUUGUUGGCAUGUCAUGUCGUCUUUCGGGUAAUGUGUCCACUAUUGAAGACUUCUGGCAACUGAUGUCUAUGUCUCGAAGUGGCUGGAGCGAAAUCCCCGAAGACCGCUUCAGCAAAGAUAGCUACUAUCACCCGAACCCUGCCAAGAAGGGCUGUUUCAAUACUCGCGGCGGGUACUUCCUCACACAGAACCCGGCGUUGUUUGAUGCGCCCUUCUUCAACAUCACUCAGCAGGAAGCCGAGGCCAUGGAUCCACAGCAAAGGCUACUGCUUGAGUGCACUUACGAGGCCAUCGAAAACGCUGGAAUACCCAAGGAACAAGUUGUCGGCAAGAAAGUAGGUGUCUUCGUGGGGGGUGCGGCAUCGGACUACCGUCUUGGAAAUUUGCGUGAUGUGGAAAGUACACCUAUCUUUGAUGCCACAGGGAACCACCAGUCCAUCCUGGCUGGGCGUAUAUCUUAUUACUUUGACUUUCGUGGCCCGAGUUACUCUGUUGAUACAGCUUGUUCCUCGAGUCUGUACGCCUUGCACCAGGCAGUGCAGAGCAUCCGAAGUGGCGAGUCGGAGAUGGCCAUCGUGGCGGCGUGCCACCUCAAUCUGCAGCCUGGAGACUGGGUAUCGAUGUCACUCUUAAGGCUCUUUUCUGACCACGGCGUUACCUACGCCUUCGACAACCGAGCCAAGUCAGGAUUUGCGCGGGGCGAGGGAGCCGGCUGCUUGAUCCUGAAGGCCCUAUCUAAGGCCGUCGAUGACAAUGACAGGAUUCGUUCAGUUAUUGUCAACACUGGCACAAACCAGGAUGGCCGGACUGUUGGACUUACAUCCCCCAACGGCACGGCGCAAGAGCAACUUAUGCGCGAAGUAUAUGCGAAUGCAGGUAUCCAGCCCGAAGAUGCCGGCUUUGUGGAAGCUCACGGAACGGGUACCAAAGUGGGGGAUCCCAUCGAAGCUUCCGCUAUCCACAACGUCUUCGGCAAGGGAAGGACGGCUAGAGAACCACUAUUCCUAGGAUCGGUCAAGAGCAAUGUUGGCCACCUCGAAAAUGCCAGUGGGGUCGUCUCGGUGAUAAAGGCAGCUAUGAUGUUGGAAAAGGGCUUCAUCCUGCCCAACGUCAACUUUGAAGAGCCCAAUGAGAACAUCCCACUUUUGGAGUGGAACAUGAAGGUUCCAACCAGCCAGCGGCCAUGGCCAUCUAAGAAGAGAUACUUGAGUGUCAACAACUUUGGCUUUGGUGGCUCAAACGCUCAUUGUGUGCUUGAACGGCCACCUGUACAAGCCAAGCCUGGAAAUCUCAAGCCCCAUUCCGGCGAGGUGGAAGAGCGGCUGUUUGUGCUAUCAGCCAACGAUGAGUCGUCGGCCAAAAGGUCGAUGGAGCAGCUGGCUAUCUUUCUGGAGCAGCAUCCCGAGGUGUUCCAGAAAUCUCUGAUGCGCAACUUGGCCUAUACGCUUUGCCAACGCCGAUGCCAUCUGCCUUGGCGUAUCGCGCUUCCCGCUAAGUCUUCGAUCCAACUGGCGGCUGCCCUCAAUCACUCAGACGCCAAGCCAGUGCGGGCUUCGCAGUCACCAAAGAUUGCCUUUGUGUACACGGGCCAAGGGGCUCAGUGGCACGCUAUGGGCCGCGAGCUCAUGGAUUCGUACCCUGUCUUCGCUACCACUAUGCGUGCGGCAGACAGCUGCCUGGCAAGUCUUGGUGCCGACUUCUCCCUGCUGGAGGAGCUGGCCAAGGAUAAGGGUAGCACACAGGUCGGCAAGGCUCACAUAAGCCAACCAGCCUGUUCCGCACUCCAGUUGGCAUUGACUGAUCUCCUCAAGUCCUGGGGAAUCAGUCCUUCCUCGGUCACGGGACAUUCGAGUGGAGAGAUCGCAGCAGCAUACGCCGCAGGGGCGCUAUCCCUCGAAGCUGCCAUGUCGGUUGCGCAUCACAGAGGCCAGGCCGUGAUCCGCAUGAGAGAGAAGUACCCGGAUCUGAAAGGGUCCAUGCUUGCUGUGGGUGCUGGCCCCGAGUUUGUAUUGCCCCUGGCCCAACUUGUCCAAAGUGGAGUUGCCGUCGUGGCCUGCGAGAACUCCCCAAGUUCUGUUACCGCAUCGGGAGAUGAGCUCGCCAUCGACGAGCUCGCGGAAAUGAUCGAGGCGCGGCAGCUGUUCAACAGGAAACUCCGUGUCGACGUCGCCUAUCAUUCGCCCCAUAUGAAGUUGGUGGCCGAAGACUACCAUAACGCCAUCAGCAGCGUCAGUCCAGUCCAGGACCGCCAUGUCCACUUCUACUCUUCUCUGCACGGGAAAAAGGUGGAGCUUAGCACCCUGGAAGCCUCAUACUGGGUUGAUAACCUCACCUGCCCCGUCCGCUUCUCUACGUCCUUCCAUGCGCUUUGCGCUGACCGUGCCCCGGAUCUUGUCAUCGAGGUCGGACCACAUGCAGCACUCGAAGGGCCCAUCAAGCAGAUUCUGAAGAGUAUAGGCCAGAAGGCGAUCAAGACAACAUACUUGCCGACUUUGGUGCGAAAUAAAAACGCAACCGAUACUGCCCUGGAGCUGGCUGCGGGUCUAUACAUGAAGGGGCAACCCCUGAACUUUGAAAGUAUCAACCACGAAGAUGGGGAUUACGAGCCCCCAACACUCCUCACCAACCUGGUCCCCUAUCCUUGGUCUCGACAGAGGUACUGGCACGAGUCGCGCAUGUCGCAGCAACAUCGACAGAAGCCUUUCCCACGACACGACCUGCUGGGUACCGUGGCCGACUUCUCCAACGAGUUGGCACCGACGUGGCGGAAUAUCAUCAGGACAGAUGAAAUCCCCUGGCUUCGAGAUCACAAGAUGCAGUCUCUUACCACGUUUCCAUUCGCCGGGUUCGUGUCCAUGGCCGUCGAGGCUGCGGGCCAGCGUGCAACCAUGCGGGGGGGCUCAUUUGAGCGUUUCAGUCUGCGUGAAAUCCAAGUCAAACGACCCCUGCUCCUCGAGGACGGCGCCGAGUAUGAGGUGGCCCUGGCCAUAUCGCCAUACGCCGAGGGCACACGGUCAUACUCGGAUGAAUGGGAUGACUUCCGCAUCUGGUCUUGGCAGCAGGGCAAGGGCUGGACUGAGCAUUGUCGGGGAAUGAUUGCUGCACGGAAAGGGGCUUCGUCGAACCUUGUCAACUCGGCCAAUCAAGUCAUGGCAGGUCGCAAAUUCCAAGCGGCAAACAAGGCAUGUCAGGAGGCAGUCGAUGUCACUGGCUUUUAUCAUGAGUUAGACAAGAUAGGGGCUACGUACGGGCCCAUUUUCCAGAAACUCAGUGGCAUCAGAGCCUGCCAGGACCAGGCGGUUGCCACUGUUGACGUUGCCGACACGGCCGCCACCAUGCCUUCCGCGUUCCAAACGCCAUACAUUGUCCACCCGGCCUUGCUCGACCAGGUCUUCCAGCUGUCCUUCCCCAUCCUAGGCGCGGGCCGCUUCGGUAUGGGCAUGUUGUACAUGCCCUCGGCCAUCAAAGAGCUUCAUCUCCAAGGCACCCUCCCAAUGCAGCCAGGAGAAAAGAUGCACAUCAUGGCACACGGCUGUCCAGACUUUAAAGCUCCAAAGGCCGUUGACUUCUCCAUGAGCGCAUUGCUUUCGUCGGACCAUCAGGAGGCUGUAAUACAUCUUGAUGGUCUGCAAAUGACGCCGGUCAAAGGCGAGGGCGUAGUGAUGGAUAUGCCCCGUGAUCUAUGCUUCAAGCUUCAGUGGGAGCCGGUCAAUAGGACGCAGGUCUCUAAAUUCUGCGCAGACGAAGAAGAUCGUGUCGACUCGGACAACAACAGUGAACCUGGCAGCUCUACAGGGGGUCCCAAGCCAGUCGUUGCAGCCAAUAAUCAUGAUACUGCGGCUCACGAUGAAGGAUUGGUCAAUAAUCCCGAGGCUUUCGUCGUCAUUUCCGAUGUUGAUGAGCCUCGAGAUAUGAAGCCUGUGGUAGAUAUCCACGUGAAUGGCGCUGAUGAAACUUUGGCAGCAACAGAGGAGCCCGACCAGGUCAACGUCGUUAUGAAUUAUGCCAUCCACGAGAACGGACUAACACAGUUCAAGCCCAACACACCUGUCAUUAUCAUCUCUGAUAGGCCAGAAACGGACCUUUUCCUGAGUUCCUUGGCGGCCUCUUUUGUCAGUCUAUUGGGAACAACACCGGUCAUCCACUCGCUCUCGGAAGUCGAAACCGCUGAGAAUGCGCAUAUAAUUCUCUGCGAACUCGGCCGACCCUUCUUGGCAGAACUGACCCCCGACAGUUUUGCUCAAGUCCAGAAGAUACUCACGCAGUCCGCGGGAGUGCUAUGGGUCACUAAGGGCGCAUACAUGAAUGCCACUAACCCAACAGCUAGCAUGUCUUUGGGCUUGACACGAACCGUCCGGUCAGAAACCGAGGCCAAAGUUGCAACGCUGGACUUGGCUUCCGACUCUGAAUUGCAGGAAAGGGGCCAGGCCGAUCUGACGUUGCAAGCCUUUGCCAAGGUAUUUGCAGCUGAAGGCAGCGAGCCGGUUGAUAUGGAAUACACGGAGAAAAAUGGUGCGCUUUUCGUCCCUCGUAUUGUCGACGACGGUGACAUGAACCUUUUGGUCCACCGCGAGUUGCAAAAAUCGGCUCCGUAUCCUCAAGACUUUGCACAGAACUCGAGGCCCCUGAAAAUGGGCAUCGGAACGACGGGCGCUCUUGACACUCUCUUCUUCCAUGACGUGGAGGAUUAUGUUAUCGGGGACACUGAGAUUGAGCUUCAAGUGAUGGCGACAGGGAUGAACUUCAAGGACGUCGUCAUCGCCAUGGGCCAGCUUCCAAGCCCCUACAUCGGUAUUGAAUGUGCAGGUGUGGUAUCCAGAGUUGGGCCCAAUGUCUGUAACCUGUGCGUUGGAGACAGGGUCUGCGCCAUGAGCGAGGGCGCCUACAGCACCUUGGCUCGAUGCCCCGCGACCAGUGCAGCCAGGAUCCCGUCGAGCAUGAGUUUCGAGGUGGCGGCUUCAAUCCCCGUCGUCUACUGCACCGCCUACUAUGGCAUCGUCGAGUUGGCCCGACUCGAGAGGGGCGAGCGGAUCCUGAUCCAUGCCGCAGCUGGCGGUGUCGGGCAGGCCGCUAUCCAGUUGUCCAAGAUGCUAGGGGUAGAGAUCUACGCCACUGUUGGCAGCCCGGACAAGAAACAGUUCAUCAUGGAGAACUACGGCAUCCCCGAGGACCACAUCUUCUCCAGCCGAGACACGUCGUUCGGGCCAGCCAUUCGCGAGAUGACGGGUGGUGCGGGCGUCGAUGUUGUCAUCAACUCCUUGGCUGGAGAAUUUCUGCGUGAGACAUGGGACUGCAUUGCGCAUUUCGGAAGGUUCAUCGAGAUUGGAAAGCGGGACAUCACAUCCAACACCAGACUGGAGAUGGCCAAAUUCAACUACAAUGCCACCUUCAGCUCAGUCGAUUUGACCGUCCUAGCCGCCGAGAGACCGGUGCAUAUGGCUAGGACGUUCGAUGCCGUCAUGAAACUGUUCGAGGCAGAGACGGUAAAGACCAUCAGUCCCAUCACUGUCUUUGGCAUUGCCGAAAUAGAGAAGGCAUUCCGCCUUCUUCAGAGUGGAAAGACGAUAGGCAAACUGGUUGUCGUGCCCAAGCCGGGCGAACAGGCGGUUCACCCCAAGAGUAGUAGCAGGCGUCUCCGCUCAGAUGCCACGUACCUCAUCGUCGGUGGCACUGGUGGGCUGGGCAGAUCAAUGUCUAAAUCGAUGGUAGAGAACGGGGCCAAGCACAUUGUGUUGUUGUCUCGAAGCGGCCGGCUCAAGGGCCCCGUUGCUCAACUCAUCCAAGACAUUCACCAAUUUUCCGGGGCCAACAUUGUCGUGAAAGCGUGUGAUGUCGCAGAUAUGGACAGUGUUAUGCAACUGGUAAAUUAUUGUGCCCAAGAGUUACCCCCUAUUGGCGGGGUCAUCCACGCCGGCAUGGUUCUCAGGGACGUGCUGUUUGAAAAGAUGACUUUCGACGACUACGAAACCGUCAUCCGUUCCAAGGUGGCCGGCGCGUGGAACAUGCACAAUGCGCUCUUGGCAACCCCCCUCGACUUCUUUAUCCUCAUCUCGUCGGCAGCCGGUAUCGUCGGCAAUCGAGGCCAGGCAGCAUAUGCAGCAGCCAACACCUUCCUCGAUGCCUUUGCCCAAUACCGACUGCGCUGCGGUCUCCCCGCUGCUUCCAUUGACCUCACGGCGGUUGAAGACGUUGGUUACCUCGCCGAAAACGCCACGCGUCAGCAGGAGGUCCUGCAGACACUCGGGGGUGACACCAUCAAUGAGGCUGAAGUCCUGGUCCUUGUCAUGGCUGCAAUCCACGGCUCCAUGCUGCAGUCUUGCAACAACCAUUGUCUUACGGGUCUUAAGCUCAAUGGGGACAAAUUACCACAUUUCGCCUCCGAUGCCAAGUUUACCCAACUCCGCAACACCGUUUUAGCCAUGUCGUCGGCGGCAGCUUCCACAAACCAGAAAAUAUCCAUCGGUGUCUCACUUUCUCGCGCUAAAACCCCGGAAGAGUCACAAGAAAUCAUCACCGUUGGCCUUGCCGAGAAGCUCGCCGCCAUCCUGAUGGUGCUGCCCGAGGACAUGGACGCCGCGCGCUCCAUCACGGCGUACGGGCUUGACAGCCUGAAUGCCAUAGAGCUGAGGAACUGGAUCACCAAGGAGUUGGGAACGAGUCUGCAAGUUCUCGAGCUCUUGACGAGUGGGUCUUUGACCAAUCUGGCGGCCAUCAUCUUGAAGAAGAGACAGGCGGCAGGAAGUGGAGGUAAUUGA